GUGAAACCAGACGGUGAAGGCUCGGCACCGGUGCUAGUGACCCAUAAUGACGGCCUGGUAUCAAUGUCAUUUGACUGGCUCUCCAAGCAACUCUACUAUGUUGACAAUAUCAGAAAUAGCCUGGAGGUCGUCAAAAUAUCGGAGCAGGGCCUUGUUCAUCCAGACCAAUUAAUUCAUCGCCAACUUCUUAAUGGCCUACGUGAUCCGGUUGCUGUUGCCGUUCAUCCGUGGCGUGGAAUUUUGUUUUUCGCAGAAGCACAAAGACCUGCGAAAAUAUAUCGAUGCAAUAUUGAUGCGAGCGGUUGCCAAAUUAUUCGUAACAGCACUCUAGGACGACCAUCUAGUUUCGCAAUCGAUUUUGCCGAGAAUCGCCUUUGCUAUGGGGAUACACUGUUGCGUACGAUCAGCUGCAUGAAUUUUGAUGGUACCAACCCAUAUGUUCUUCCAGUGGAUAGUCCGAUACCGGUCGCUAUUGCAAUACUGGGAGAUGAAUUAUUUUAUGUGCACCAAAGGCCGUAUUCGAUACGACGAGUGAGCAAACGGAACGGUGGCACAGGAAGAAUCGUUCGGGAAUUUACCGGCGAGGAGAGAAGUGUUUUCUCACUGAAGGCCUGUGCUCCAGCGAACCAACCGAUACCGGAUCCAUCAGUCGAGCAUCCAUGCCACGCAAGCGACUGCCCACAGCUUUGCUUCGCGCUGCCCAAUACUUCUUCUUCGUCCGAAGCACAACCGCUCACUAAACGAUGCGGAUGUCGACAAGGUAAGACAAUCACGGGCAAUAUUACUACGGGAAAAGAGAAGAAGGAGAACUGGGAAGUAAUCGUGAGAAAGGAGCAAAAGCGUUGCCUCUUCAGAGAAUUCUAUACCAUUUUUCUCCCAUUUUUAUUGUAA
Gongylonema pulchrum is the source of this 891-nucleotide messenger RNA. The record is from the annotation of a GenBank genome assembly. Lineage: Eukaryota; Metazoa; Nematoda; Chromadorea; Rhabditida; Gongylonematidae.